This is a messenger RNA of Ordospora pajunii, 855 nucleotides long. RefSeq lists its product as uncharacterized. Gene Ontology annotation, biological process: mitotic DNA replication checkpoint signaling. The coding region runs from base 1 to 855 and encodes 284 amino acids. The record is from RefSeq and is a predicted model, not a curated record. The transcript has a single exon. NCBI's taxonomy places the organism in Eukaryota, Fungi, Microsporidia, Ordosporidae. Gene Ontology annotation, molecular function: DNA replication origin binding. Gene Ontology annotation, cellular component: nucleus.
AUGGUUAUAGAAAAUCUUAGAAGACUGCAUAACUCGUUUGCAAAUCAUAUUGACCGAAUAUACUUGAGAAGCGAAGAGAUAAGUGAAAUAAAUUCGUUUGUCGAGUCUGAAAGGCUUGUCCUUCACAUAUGUGGAAAUCCAGGAACAGGAAAGACACACGUUACUAAAAAUACUCUAAAGUGCGAGUUUCUGUACAUAAACUAUUAUGCCGAGAAAAGUAUUCUCGAGAGCAUAAGGAAAAGCACAAGCUCUGUCGUGGUUAUUGAUGAGUUCGAUAAAUACUAUUACGAAAGAAGCAAUGAAUGCCUGCAGGCAAUGGCCUAUCUAAGAAAGAAAAAGCGAAAGACAAUAACGCUAUCAAACAACCUGGGGAUGCCUUCAGACACUUUGUUCUUUAAACCAUACACUUCACUAGACAUGGAGCUGAUUUUGAAGCAGAAAGUGGCCGAGGAAUCCACAGAGGAGAUUCUAAGCAGCACCUCAAUAAAAAUAAUCUCAAAAAGAUUCGGGCCUUCCGGUGAUCUUAGGCUGCUAUUCAAGCACGUUCAGGAUGCUAUUGCAGAAAAGAUUUUGAGUGCUGAAUCGCAAGCGAUAUGCAAUACACUAGCGAUUGGCAGUUCAAUGAAGGCCACUAGCGAUGCAAGUCUUGUUUUUGAAGGCAUUGCAACAGAUAAAAACGAAUGCUUGAAUCAGCCAGCCAACUUUCACCAUGCAACCAUCCAUUCUCUGAUAUCAAACAACAAAAGACUUUCUAAAAUAGAUAUCUACUCCAAAUAUCUGAAUGAGUGCCACGAAAUGAAAAUCCCUUCUUAUGACAGAGUUGAUUUUAAUAUUAUCUAUGAUAUAUACAAUUGA